UAUUGUACAAAGAUGCACACCUUGUUGCCUGGCCUUGUCCCCGCUCUCUGACAUCCAAUAUCCCUCAGUGUUUCUCUGAAAACCCAUGCAUUCCAUCUGUGCCCCAGCAGAAUUUCCAAUGUGGCGCCAUCUGAUAGAGUGCUGACUCCCGGGACAGGGACUACAUCAACUUCAGAAAAACAAAGUAUUGGCUUGCAAGGCUGUGCUUUGGAAUGGGUGAAUAACCUUGGUGGGCAUUUGACGAUGGUCUGCAUGCCAGCCUUUGAUUUGGCCGUGGUAGGUCUUCAGUGAUUCUGGUGGGAGUAUGUAGGCUUCAGCUAGGUCCUAAAACUGUGGCAGUUUGCUGCCUUCCUGCUCCACUGUGGCCUGUUUGUCUAGAGGCAGGCUUGUUCCCAGCAGGACUCAAGUCAGCCAAGGGCAUCCAUCACAUGCUCUCCUCUCUGUCUGCCUUGCCUCUGUCUUGGCCCAAAGUCACAUGGGCAAGCAUGGUGGGCCCUGGAGCUGGCCUCAUCCUCUCACACUGACACAUCUCUGUAAGGCACACCUUUCUUCCUGAAGGUGCAGUCUCGGCUUGCUCCUCUAAGAUCCUGCCAGUGGCACCUGUCUGGUGAAUACUUACUUCCUGCUUAUGUUUAAUUCAUGGCUGAGCGUUUGGGAUGAGCUUCCCAAGAAAGGAAAGAACUCCCCUGGGGUCUUGCCCAGUUCCUGCCUGCUUUAUGGGCCCACUGCCAAAGUCCCAGCCUCCUCCCUGUGAGUGGGGCUGGGCAACAGAAGCUGUCCAUGGGCUUGGAGGACAUUGUCCCUGCCAGGCUUAGCCUGACUCCUUGAGACUGUGGAUAGCUUCACAAAGCCUUGGAGGCUAGGUGGACUGCUGAGAGAAGCCAUGUCUGCAGCACCAGGCAGGCCAGAGAUUCAGCCAGAGCCCUCCCUGGGGCUGGGAGGCCAGAGCCGAUGGCUUGGUCUCUUGCUUGUGCUCCUGACUCUCCCUGGUGUCACCUGGACAGAGGUGCAGACACCCCAGCUGCGAGAGCAGGCUCCAACUCUCCAAGCCCUGAGCAGGAAGGAGAGUUUCCUGAUCCUCUCCCUGCACAACCGCCUGCGCAGUCAGGUCCAGCCUCCCGCAGCCAAUAUGCAGAGAAUGGACUGGAGCGAGAGCCUGGCCCGAACAGCUCAAGCCAGGGCAGCCCUCUGUGGCACUUCAGCCACCCCAAAUGUGGCAUCUGCCCCACGGCACACCCCACAAGUGGGCUGGAAUGUGCAGCUACUGCCCGUGGGCUCCGCAACCUUUGCUGAAGUGGUCAACCUCUGGUUUGCUGAAGGGCUGCAGUAUAGACAUGGGGACGCUGAGUGUGCCCACAAUGCCACCUGCACCCACUACACACAGCUGGUGUGGGCCACUUCCAGCCAGCUGGGCUGUGGGAGGCAUCUAUGCUCUGUGGACCAGACAGCCAUGGAGGCCUUCGUCUGUGCCUACUCCCCUGGAGGCAACUGGGAUGUAAAUGGGAAGACAAUCGCCCCUUACAAGAAAGGCUCCUGGUGUUCACUCUGCACAGCCAGCGUCUCGGGCUGCUUCAAGGCCUGGGAUCAUUCAGGGGGCCUCUGUGAGGUCCCCAGAAACCCAUGUCGCAUGAGCUGCCGAAAUCAUGGACAUCUCAACAUUAGUACUUGUCUCUGUCACUGUCCCCCUGGCUACACAGGGAGGUACUGCCAAGUACGGUGCAGUGUGCAGUGUGUGCAUGGCCGGUUCCGGGAAGAAGAGUGCUCCUGUAUCUGUGAUGUCGGCUAUGGGGGAGCCCAGUGUGCCACCAAGGUACACUUUCCUUUUCAUACCUGUGACCUGAGGAUUGAUGGAGACUGCUUCACGGUGUCUUCCGAGGCAGACACCUAUUAUGGAGCCAAGAUGAAAUGUCAGGGAAAAGGUGGGGUACUAGCCCAGAUCGAGAACCAGAAAGUGCAAGACAUCCUUGCCUUCUACCUGGGCCGUCUGGAGACCACUAACGAGGUGACUGACAGUGACUUUGAGACCAGGAAUUUCUGGAUCGGCUCCUGGACUCUCAGAUGGGGGGCAACCUUGGCUACCCUGGCCCAGGACUCACCUACAAGGCAGCUAAGGACUCCUUCCGCUGGACUACUGGAGAACACCAGUCCUUCACGAGUUUUGCCUUUGGGCAGCCUGACAACCAGGGGUUUGGGAACUGUGUGGAAAUGCAGGCAUCUGCUGCCUUCAACUGGAAUGACCAACGCUGUAAAACUCGAAACCGUUAUAUCUGUCAGUUUGCUCAGAAGCACAUUUCCCUGUGGGAGCCAGGGCCCUGAGCCUGGCCAGGCAGCUCUCCUGCCAGCCUCUGAGUGCACAAGUCAGUUUGCCUUGACCACUCACCCGUGGGAAACACGGGCCUGGCUAGGACUGAAUGUCCAACACUGAAAGAAGUCUCAGAACUUGCACAGUGCUCGAUGUUGGGUAAGGGAAGCAUUGAAGCCCACGAGAAAUGAUUUGGGGUCCUAAAGGAGCCUAGCACGGGAAGAGAAGAGCCAGGGACCAUCAGCCUGCUUUUGAGUGGAAAGAUGGGCUUCCAUGGACCCCCGAAGCCAAAGCCAAAGCCAAAGCCAGUGGCCAACAGCUGUUCUGCUCCAUCUAGACCAAACUUCAUUGGACAGCUGGAGUUUUCCAGACCAGAGACUUCACAAAGAAAUAAAUGAUGUUAUGAAUCAG
This is a messenger RNA of Peromyscus californicus insignis, 2713 nucleotides long. RefSeq names its product C-type lectin domain family 18 member A-like. Gene Ontology annotation, molecular function: polysaccharide binding. The transcript is spliced from 13 exons. The record is from RefSeq and is a predicted model, not a curated record. Bases 884 to 2425 code for a protein of 513 amino acids. NCBI's taxonomy places the organism in Eukaryota, Metazoa, Chordata, Mammalia, Rodentia, Cricetidae.